AUGACGCCCUCGCUGGGGGGUUCGUUUUUCAUGAUUAUGUUCGUGGACAGCUUCUCGCGGUGGAUGAAGCUGUACGGGAUGAGGCGCAAGUCGUACACCCUCGCCUUCGUCAAGACGUUCCUCGCCGACAUGAGUGUCACCGGUGUCCCUCGCUAUUUUCGGAUGGACAACGGGGGGGAAUUCAUCGGACGCGACUUCAUCGCCUUCUGUGACAACGCCGGCAUCCGCCGUACGUACACGGCGCCGGGCACCCCGCAGCAGAAUGGUCCGGCGGAGAGUGCGAUCUGGCGCGUGAACAAGGCCGGCCACGCCGCUCGUCUCGAGGCACCCCGCCUGUUCCCCAAGAUCGACUUCACCCGCGUCCCCGGCUUCGGGCGCGAUGGCGAGCGACUCUGGCUAGAAUCGUGUCACUGGGCUGCCGGCGGCUUCAACCGUUCUCCGACCAAGGCAAACGUCGGGUACAAGUCGCCGCACGAGCUCUUCACCGGUAGCCCGCCGCCGCUCCAGAUCGUCCCGUUCUUGCAGCCGGGGUAUGUGCGUGUGACGCGCGCGCGGAAGAUGGAUCCCCAGGCAGUGCUGUGCUGCUACCUCAACAACGGCGACAACCAUCACGAGUCGGCGGUCAAGGUCCUCAAGUUCGCGACGGGGCGCGUGUGCAUGACGAACAACGUCGUGUGGGUCUCCGACCGCGCGCCGUUGCUGACCCCGCCGCUGGAGCUGCCGGCGCCGGCGGACGAGGGGGGAGAUUCGAAUGUCGCCGCCGCACCGUUUCUAAUUGAGUAUAUUUCACCGCCUCUCUUACCCCCCUCACCGUAUGCCCGACCUCCCACUUCACCCGCUGCCAUACUCUCACAGGCGCCGCCGGCAACUUCCACACCACCAUCGCCGGCGGCGCCGUCUACCGCAGCCACACCACCGCCACCGGCCACCGCGCCGCCUGCAACGCCGCUCGCCGCCGCGCCACUGUUCACCAUCACCGCGCCGCCUGCACCGCCGUUCGCCGCCGCGCCACCUUUUACCAUCAACGCGCCGCCGGCACCGCCGUUCGCCGCCGCUCCACCAUUCACCACCACCGCGCCGCCUGCAACGCCGCUCGCCGCCGCGCCNGACACCACCACCACCGGUCACCGCGCCGCCUGCACCGCCGUUCGCCGCCGCGCCACCUUUCACCACUGCCGCCUCGCCUCCGGCCUCACCGUUCACCACCGCCGCUGCACCGACAAGGCAACGUUCCUGUCGACUCUAACCACUCGCAGCAUCGUCGAUGGGGGGAGGAAGGAGAUCCCGAGUUCAGCCGGAGGACGUGAUGGAGCGGAGCCGGGGGGGCGAGAGCGGGAGGGCACGAAAACAGAAGGACUGCGUGAAGAAGUCCCAUUUGCGUGCGCCACCUUGCUUGCCUCCCGCGAGGACAUUGAUCGCGCGAUGAGGGAUUUAGAUCCCCCGGAAGUGGCACCGGACUUGCCACAGUGCUAUGCGAGCGACUUGCGCCAACCAGAAAGUGUUAUCAAGGCGAAGUGGGUGUUUGAUUGGAAAUCUGAUGAGUAUGGAUGGCCAACCAAUGUGAAAUCACGGCUAGUAGCGAGAGGAGAUAUGCAGCGAGUACAUGUAGAUUGUGGAGAAACGUAUGCACCGACUGUAGCGGUUUCUAGCGUUCGCUUGUUGGCAGCGAUGGCGUGUGAGCAAAAUCUUUCUCUCCGUCAUUUUGACAUCAAGCAGGCAUUUGUCCAGUCGGAUUUGGAUGAGGAUGUUUUUAUGCGUCUGCCAGAGGGGUGUGGUAGAUUAUCAGGUAUGAUCGUGAAGUUGAACAAGAGUCUAUAUGGCCUUAAGCAGGCAUCAAGGCAGUGGCACUCACACUUGGCGAGGUGUUUGAUUUGUUUGGGUUUUAUUCAGUGUAUGGCGGAUACGUGUGUGUUUCGGUUGAUUGAGGAGGGAAGAGUGGUAGUGACUCUGGUGGUACAUGUAGAUGAUAUAUUUUCGAUAGGAGAAGAGGAGAGGUGUGACCAGUUUGGCAGGGACCUCAACACCUUGGUACCUGUGAAGAAUCUUGGGGACUUGAGAUGGGACCUCAACACCAUGGUACCUGUGAAGAAUCUUGGGGAUUUGAGAUGGUACUCUGGAUGUUUUUAUGAGAGAGAUUGGGAUGCAGGAACUUUGAAGAUCUCGCAGCAGACGUACGCUGAAGAGUUGGGGAUGGAGUUUGGGGUAGAGUACGGGAAGGAAAUUCCUCUUCCUGUAGGGUUGAAGCUUUCAGAGUUUGACCAGGAUGAGGAAGUGGUAUCAUGGCCUUUUCGUGAGCUGAUAGGAUCAUUGAUGUGGCUGGCAACGCAAACGAGGCCAGAUAUCGCGAAUGCAGUAAGAGCGGUAGCACGGUACUGUGCCUCUCCCAUAGAAAUUCAUUGGAGAGCAGGGAUUGGUAUUUUAGGGUAUGUGGUACGGACUAGUGACUUGGGUGUUACAUUCAGGAGGGGUAGUGUAGCAAGGUUGAGCAUGGAGGUGUUCGCAGACGCAGACUAUGCAAGUAAGGCUGCCGAUAGGAGGUCUGUGUCAGGGGGAUUGGUGAUGUGUGGGGGGGGAUGUAUUUCUUGGUUUUCAAGGACCCAGAAGUGCGUUACGUUGAGCACGACAGAGGCGGAGCAUGUCACUCUUGCGGAUGUGAUGAAGGAAGUGUUGUUUCUGAGGCAGGUGUGGCGUUUCAUGUUACCAGAAGCAGGCAUGCCAUGUAUUCCGGUGUUCGAGGAUAACCAAGGGGCUAUUCAGUUGGCGCAAAACCCGAUAAGCAACAGAAGGAGAUUUCGAUUUUUCACGUGGAAUCGGNAA
This is a messenger RNA of Ectocarpus sp. CCAP 1310/34, 2817 nucleotides long. The record is from the annotation of a GenBank genome assembly. NCBI's taxonomy places the organism in Eukaryota, Phaeophyceae, Ectocarpales, Ectocarpaceae.